Messenger RNA from Paraphaeosphaeria sporulosa, 1476 nucleotides. RefSeq names its product general substrate transporter. Gene Ontology annotation, cellular component: membrane. Gene Ontology annotation, molecular function: carbohydrate:proton symporter activity. The transcript is spliced from 3 exons. Bases 1 to 1476 code for a protein of 491 amino acids. The record is from RefSeq and is a predicted model, not a curated record. NCBI's taxonomy places the organism in Eukaryota, Fungi, Ascomycota, Dothideomycetes, Pleosporales, Didymosphaeriaceae. Gene Ontology annotation, biological process: carbohydrate transport; transmembrane transport.
AUGACUGAAGGCAAAGUGUCGAGGCUAGUGCCUCGUAAUCAGAAGGUGCUCUUGGCUUGCAUUAUAGCCACCAGUGUAAUAGAUUCUGUGCUGGUCGGAUUCGACUCUUCACUCAUGGGAUCUUUCAAUGUGAUGCCCUCAUAUAGCAACUACUUCGAGCUUACGACAGCCACGAAAAGUCUGAACACAGCUAUUAGCUAUAUGGGAGGCGCCUUAAUGGCUCUGUUUGCUGGUUCAAUCGUCGACUGGCGAGGACGAAAAGAGUGUGUCUUCUGGUCUGCAGUCAUAACGAUGGUCGGAGGCAUCAUCCAAGGCGCUGCCCAGAAUAUCGGCAUGUUUAUCGCAGGCCGUUUCAUCGUUGGAUUCGGAUUGGGUCUCGCACAAGUAUCGACACCGACAUUGGUUGCAGAGACAGCACCUGUGCAAUGGAGAGGCUUCGCUUUGGGUUUGUACUAUGCGUUCUGGGGUGUAGGCACGCUGAUCGCUAGUGGAGUCUGCUAUGCUGGUCCCUCUAUCUGCUGCAUGAUCAUCCUGCUAUUCAUCCCUGAGUCACCGCGUUGGCUGAUCAGUCGUGGACGACAUGAAGAAGCUCUGGAGGUUCUUGCCAUCGCCAAUACAGGCGGUGAUGUCGCCUCCCCUAUCGUACAAGUCCAGUUCAAGGAAAUCGAAGACACCCUCCGAUGGGAGAGGGAGCGCGAGCUGUCUAUGCUGAAGGCAUUGACUCAACCUACCAGCAGGAAACGCCUCUUGAUCACCUCAACUUUCUCCAUCAUGGUCAUGCUCCCGGGUACAAACAUUGUUACCUUCUACUUUGGUGACAUGCUGUCCAGCGCUGGUAUUAGCGACCCGACGACGCAGUUGCAAAUCAACGUCAUCCUCACAUCGUGGACGCUGGUAGUUGCCGUCACUGCAUCGUUCUUCGCGGACACACUGGGCCGCAGGACCUUGUGCGCGGCCUCACUCACAGCCGGGAUUGUCACGCUGUAUGCCCUGGCCGGACUAACGGCCAAGUAUGGUACUUCGGGCUAUGCACCCGGCGUAUAUGGGACCAUCGCUAUGAUCUUCCUCUACAAUGCAUCAUAUGCAUGGGGUGUUACACCGUUGACGGUUUUGUACCCACCUGAGGUACUUUCUUACGAUAUUCGUGCCGUUGGCAUGGGCAUCUAUACCUUUACUACCAAGCUUUGCGGCUUGUUCGUGACUCUAGUAGUCCCAUUCGGGCUCGCCGCAAUUGGCUGGAAAGUUUACAUCAUCAAUGCCUCGGUCGAUAUCCUGAUGGUUUUGUUUGUGCUUGUAUUUUGGGUAGAGACCAGGGGACUUACUUUAGAAGAGGUAGACAAGAUGUUCGACGGUGAGAAGCAUUCGGAUGUCCCGGACCUGGAAGCCAUCAAGGAAGGGAAGAUGAUGGAUAUUGAAGGAGUUGAUGCUGCGUCGGUAACUCAGCAGCAGGUUGACAUGAUUGAGAAGCGGGUUUAA